Rhinolophus ferrumequinum (greater horseshoe bat) is the source of this 5679-nucleotide messenger RNA. RefSeq names its product anosmin 1 (gene ANOS1). Bases 1082 to 3058 code for a protein of 658 amino acids. Gene Ontology annotation, molecular function: protein binding; peptidase inhibitor activity. Gene Ontology annotation, biological process: neuron differentiation. Gene Ontology annotation, cellular component: extracellular region; cell surface. The record is from RefSeq and is a predicted model, not a curated record. The transcript is spliced from 17 exons. NCBI's taxonomy places the organism in Eukaryota, Metazoa, Chordata, Mammalia, Chiroptera, Rhinolophidae.
CCGAGGCCUCCGGCUCCACCUCCCGGGCCUUGCCUCUCUCCAGGAGCGCCCCCUUCACCUUUGCUCCCCACAUCCAUCUGUCCCCAGGCCUUGCCGGCUGCCUCACAGCACCGCCCCGCUGCCGUCCCUUUCCUGUGGCUCAGCGUCCUCAGAACCGCAGCAGCCCAGGGCCCGGGAGGAAACGCCUGGAGACCUGCACUGCUGCAGGCAACUUGUUUCUCACGGGGCCAGACUAUCUCGCUGGAGCUGCUGCCUGGACUCUUGUCCAAAGCUGAGUGGACUGUUUGGAAGGACAGUAUUGCCAUCUGUUUGACUCCAAGCAGUUCUCUUGCUUUGCAUCUCUAGCUACCUCAGCCACGCAUAGGAUUGGCUCACCUUUGAUCCUGGACAUCUUCCUUAUCUCAGACGGACUUUGUGUUCACCAUGUGCCUUUGGAUGCUCAAAUUUGGGCUGGUGGCCAUCCUGGUAUGAGGUGAUCCAGUCAGUCCCCAAGCCCUAGACUUGAUCCUGGACCUUUCUUUUCCCACCACGGCUCCAGCACGUCUCCAGGGGUUGACAAUUCUCUUAUUGUUUUCUGGGAAACUGAAUGGAGUAGCCAGCCUCCAAGAUGGCGCCCGAUGAUUCUUCCCUCCUGAUAGUCCCAGCCUUGUGCAGUUCCCUCCAUAUUGAUGAGGGCUGACCAGGACAAUAUGAUGACCAAUGGGUUACCAUGGAAACGAUGGAUUGAUUUUGGAGGGUAUAUCAUAGAAGGCAUUGCCACCUGUGCCUUGGAUCAUGUGCUCUGGGGGAAGCCAGUUGUCCCAUCAUAAAGCCAGUUAUGCAGCCCAUCGAGAGAUCUUCGUGGUAAAGAACUGAAGCCUCCUGACAGCAGCCAGCACCAAAGUGCCAGCUCUGUUCACAUCUCAUCUUGGAAUUCACCCUCCUCCAGCCCCAGAUCACCUUCAGGUGGGUGGUUGCAGCCCUGGUUGACAUCUGCACUGCAACCUCACGGAGACCCUGAGCCAGAACCACCCACGGAAGCUGCUCGUAGAAACUGUGGAAGGCAGACGGAGCCUUGUUACCACGGUGUUAGGGCACGCUGAUGGUGUUAUGUGACACACCUACUUUCAGAAGCCAGAGGGAGAAUAAUUCAUCAACGUUCAAGAUCUGGGUGAGCAGCUGCCCUCCAUCUGCUUCGAGAAGACUCGAAUUACCUGCUGUGCCCACAGCCCCUUCUGAGAAGAACAAUGGUUCCAUGGUUUGGUGCCAGAAUCACAAGCAAUGUUCUAAGUGCCUGGAGCCCUGCAAGGAGUCCUGGGACCUGCGGAAGGAGCAGUGCCAGAGAUUCUGUGAGCCUCUGUUCCCCAAGAAGAACUACGAGUGCCUGACUAGCUGUCAGUUCCUCAAGUACGUCCUGUCCGUGAAGCAGGGGGACUGCCCAGCCCCCGAGAAAGCCAGCGGGUUUGCCGCCGCCUGUGUUGAAAGCUGCGAGGUAGACACGGAGUGCUCGGGGAUGAAAAAAUGCUGUUCAAAUGGAUGUGGACACACCUGCCAGGUGCCCAAGACACUGUACAAAGGUGUCCCUCUGAAGCCCAGAAAAGAGUUACGAUUCACAGAACUACAGUCUGGGCAGCUGGAGAUUAAAUGGUCCUCGAAAUUCAAUAUUUCAAUUGAGCCUGUCAUCUACGUGGUACAAAGAAGAUGGAAUUUUGGAAUCCAUCCUAGCGAAGACGACGCCACACAUUGGCAGACGGUAGCCCAGACCACAGAUGAGCGGGUUCCACUGAGUGACAUCCGACCCAGCAGAUGGUACCAGUUCAGAGUAGCAGCUGUCAACGUGCAUGGCACCCGGGGCUUCACGGCACCCAGCAAACACUUCCGCUCCUCCAAAGAUCCGUCUGCACCUCCAGCUCCAGCCAACCUCCGGCUCGCAAACUCCACCAUCAACGGCGAUGGGAGCGUGACCGUGACUCUUAUCUGGGAUGUCCCCGAGGAACCGGAUAUCCCAGUACAUCACUACAAAGUGUUUUGGAGCUGGGCAGUCAGCCGCAAGUCACUGGUCCCAACCAAGAAGAAGCGGAGAAAGACUACAGACGGGUCUCAGCGCUUUGUGAUUCUGGAGAGGCUUCAGCCAGACUGUGACUACACUGUGGAACUCCAGGCCAUCGCCUACUGGGGACAGACGCGACUCAAGAGUGCCAAGGUGUCCCUUCAUUUCACGUCCACCCACGCUGCCAACAACAAAGAACAACUUGGGACAACUAGAAAGGGCGUGAUGGAAAUGCAGUCCCCUUUUCAAAGAAGACGGCCCACUCGCCUGCUGGAAAUUGGCACCCCCUUCUAUCAAGACGGCCGACUGCAAGUGAAGGUGUACUGGAAGAAGGCUGAAGAUCCCAGCGUCAGCCGCUACCAUGUGCAGUGGUUUCCACAAGUCUGUACCCACAAUGCAUCUGCCCGACCAGACACGUCGUCGGCCACGACCCAGGAAAAUUAUAUCAUUCUUCAAGAUCUCGCGUUUUCCUGCAAAUAUAAGGUGACUGUCCAACCCGCGCGGCCAAAGGGCCGCUUGAAGGCAGAAAUCGUUUUCUUCACGACGCCACCGUGCUCUGCUCUUCAGGGGAGAAGCCACGAGCACAUCAGCUGCCCUGGAGAGGCAGGUCCCGUUCUGUACAACGUGCUGGCCAAGCCGGAGAACCUUUCUGCUUCCUUCAUCGUCCGCGAUGCAAACAUCACGGGCCACUUCUCCUGGAAGAUGGCCAAAGCCAACCUGUACCAGCCCAUGACGGGCUUCCAGGUGACGUGGGCCGAGGUGACGACGGAGAGCAGACAGAACAGCCUGCCAAAUAGCAUCAUCUCACAGUCCCAGAUCCUGCCUUCUGAUCAUUACGUCCUCACUGUGCCCAGUCUGAGGCCAUCCACCCUGUAUCGACUGGAAGUUCAAGUUCUGACCGCAGAGGGAGAAGGGCCCGCCACCAUCAAAACCUUUCGGACCCCCGACUUCCCACCAUCCUCAGCACACAGACCUCACCUGAAGCACCACCAUGCUCGUCGCCACAAGCCUUCUCCAGAAAGGUACUAAACGGCUCCAAGCGACGUCUGGAACGGAAGCAACGUGGAAGCUCGCUGAACUCCAGGCCUAGCCAUGCGCACUUCCGGAAACAGACACUCUUUCCCACGGAUGUCACUUUCCCACGGACAUCACUCACCCACACAACUUCUGGGCCCUGGUCCAUGACGGAGGCAUCAACUCGUCAGCCGGCAAAGAUGGACCUAUUUUCCGUGAGAGUGGAGAACACGAACCCUUACGCCUAUUUUAACUGCAAAUUCUGCAUGCAUAGGCGGUUUGGCUAAUCUCGACUGGAUUAUUCCAGAACUAAGAUUUCCCUGAGUUUGGAGCAGCAAAUUCUCAAGACACAUCUGUGUAACAGAGACUCAAUUCAUACGCACAGUAAGCGUAAAGAUAACCCGUGAAGCUUUUUAUUAAAUUAUCGAUUCAAUUUGGGAAACCAACUAACGUUAUACAGUUUUUAGGCCCCCCCAUUUAUUCAAAUCUAGCAUAAGAUGAUUUUUAUUACGUGUGACUCUUAACUGGAAUAUUUAACCAGAAAUAUACACCAGUUAACACAUCUAAAAAUGCUCCUACUUCAGGUACCCUGAGCUUCAUUUUAUACAAAGAAAAAUGAGUCUUCCAUCGUAAAUUAUGAUUCACGAGAGACCUCCAAAGCAGGAAAGAGUCAAUGAAUUAAGCUGCUGUCCAGCUUUUGCCUUGGGGAAAUCAUAAGUCUUUUUAAUAUUUCAUCCUAUAAUAUGAGGGAUUUCCCUGCUAUAUUAUUUAUAUUUACCUUUUUCUCCUUAACGCGGAAAACAGCUACUGGUACUCUUGUUUACCCCUUUUGUGUAUCUAAAAUUUUGCAAAACCUCCUGCUUAAAAGGAAAACAUCCCAACUAUGGAUUCAAAUCUUUACCAAGAUUUGCCGUUUCUUAAUCAAAGGAAUCUACUUGUAUGGGAGAAUAUUCUCAGUGAUAUAAAAGGGGGGACGGGGGCUUUGAUUGAUAGACGAGGAGUUAUCUGGCUUUACCCUAACAUUUUCAAAUCUGUUAAAUGUUUUUGUUUGGAAAAUUCCCCAGGCUCCAAACUUCUGCCUUCUAGCAUGGACUCAAGUCAAAGCAUGUUCUCAGUAUCUAGUGUUGCAGUGUAUUUUGGGGCGAACUCAAACACAGAAAUGUCUCGUUUAGUCGUUCUUCUUGAGGGAAUACCCACAUGCGUGGUUUGGUUUGAAAUAUGCAUAUGUGGGUGCUUAUAGUUAAAAGCGUGUGCAUGUAUUUGUGUGUGUAUAUAUAUAUAUAUAUAUAUAUAUAUAUAUACAUGCAUAUAUAGAUAUACAUGGCUACAUCUUCAGUAUGAAUCACUAAGGAAAUUGUUUUCACAGCUCACCGACGGUGGAUAAAGACAUAGUUCUUAUAAAGGUCAUAUGGGUAAUAUAUUUUCCCCAUCAAUGUUGAUGAGAAAAGAGCAAUUUAUCAAAAUUAAACCUUUUGAAGGAAAAGCUUCCUUGUUUCAUUAUCUACCCAAGUAAAAUGGGGACACUUUCAGUAACCUUAUUCUUAGGUGUCACUGGUGGGAUUUGGUCCUGGUCACGUUGUGGUGUCCUGAAAGCGUGCACUGGCCACUCCUGGGACAGCUGUCCAGCUCAGGACGCCUUCCCUCCAGGAAGUGUCACUGCCGGGUCUCAAAGCAGAUGCCACAUAAAAGGGAGAGAAACCGUUUUUUAUUAUUAUAUUGAUGCGUAUCUUUAGGAAGCACAGCCUGCAAGCAUGGAUACCUGAUAAUUGGUACCAAACACCGUUUCCUGUGUGUUACAAUUAAAAAUGGAAUAAUGCAGGAAAUGUCUUGCAGCUUUGUGCAAGUGACAGGAGUGGAAGUCUGAGGACAGACGUGCGCGUGCGUUCAGACUAAGGUUUUCUGUAGCUCCGUACGUGGUCUGGGAUGGACGUACCACAAGUGUUGUGAAAUCACCUGGUUCCAAGAAUUACAAAUUUUGAAAGGAGAAAUCAAGAAACCACCUUCCUUUAAAACACUCCCUAGCUCGAGGAAAAACAAAAAAACCCCAAAAAACAAAAACAAAAACCCCAAAACAAAUCAUGGGGAGUGCGUCUCUAAAAUUACGAUGUUUUUCUAGUGCCACUACAGCAUCUAGACUGCAAAUUCCUAAAAUUUCAAAAAUGAAGAUGUCUAAUUAUCAGCUGCAUGUGUGUCUUUUACCUUAAUUUGUCAUGAGCAAAUCCUAGUAUUUGUGCCCCCAAAUUUUUGUGCUGCUGUAGAGUUUCAAAUGCAGGAGUAUGUACAUAGAUACAACAUAUUACUAUUAUAUAGGUUUAAUUUUAUAAAAUUUAAGUAUGUUUCUUCUGUCUCGGUAAUAGACAUUGGGCAAAUAUAUUUUUACUUUGGAUGAAGGUUCUGAAGCGUACCCCUUCCUUAAAAAAUCUAAAGCACUCUUAAUCUAAUUUUGCUAUGAUGUUCAGUAAUUUCAAUUUUAUUAGUAUCAUUGGAAGAAAAAUGCUAUUAGGCAAUAAAAGAAACAUAAGCUUCUUUUAUGAAUUUGAACAAUCUCCAAUAAUAUUCAAAUGAGCAAAAAUAUAAUUUUUUGAAUUAUAAAAAUUUGAGUGCCCUAAUAAAGGGAUAACAUCUGUUUUUUAUUU